CCAUAACUAAAUAUAACUCAGUCAGGACAUGUGUGCUGACUGCAGCCUGCUCUCACUCAUGCAAAAGCCCAUUAGCCAGUUUACAUUCAACAAAGGUUCACUGCCCAUCCCUUUUGUCCAGCUGUUCUGCAAGAAAGCUGCGCUUACACCUCUUGGGGAUCUGUGAAGAUGCCAGCAGCCCAGCGAAGGAGUAGAGCCAGGGACAAGAACAAUGUCCUGGCCAGACCGGAGUUCAUGUCACUCAGCCAGCCAGCGGUUUCGCCCCAGGCAGAGGGCAGAAACUCUAACAGGAAACAGAGUGGUCAAUUUGGAAACUCCAACGAGAGUGGCCGGGAGAGAAGGCAGAGCCAGCAGCUGCCAGAAGAGGACUGCAUGCAGCUGAAUCCAUCUUUCAGAAAGAUUGCCUGGAAUUCACUUGUGGCCAUUGAUAUAUCAUUGUCUAAAAGCCUUGGUGUGUGUGCCACCAACACGUCAUCAUGGGGCAGUGCUCGAUCCAUGGUCAAGCUGAUUGGGGUAACAAGCCAUGGCUUUCCUUGGAUUAUUGGCACGUUGGUGUGCAUGAGGAAUAGCAACACAUUGGCUGGACAAGAAGUUCUCUUCAAUCUACUACUGGCUCUGCUGUUGGACAUCCUGACAGUGGCUGGACUACAGAAGCUGGUCAGACGGCGUGGUCCAUAUGAGGUCACGCCUGGUAUCUUGGACUACCUUCUCCUUGACAUCUACGCCUUCCCAGCAGCACAUGCCAGUCGGGCCACCAUGGUUUCCAAGUUCUUCCUCAACCACUUGGUGCUUGCCAUCCCCUUGCGCAUUUUAUUGGUCUUGUGGGCCUUCUGUGUUGGAAUAUCUCGUAUUAUGAUUGGCCGGCACCACAUCACUGAUGUCAUUGGAGGAUUUGUGAUUGGCUACCUGGAGUUUAACUUUGUAGAGAUUGUUUGGCUCUCAUCUAACACAUGUCAGAUGUUAUCUUCUUUGUGGUGAGCGCCUCCAUUGAGGAGAAACAUAGAACUUAUUCACAAAUACGACUUAAGAGUAGAUAUGGGAUGAACCUUAAUACCCAAUUCAUUGGUCUAUGGUCAAUGGUAAAUAUAAAGCUGGACAUUAUUUUACUUCUUUUUUUUCUGUGCUAUAAAUGGAGACUAUUUCAAUUGACUUUUACAUGUACUGUCUUAAUUAGUCUGUGGGAAUUGUCAUUUAAAGUAAAAUAAUAUUUGCUUGGGGAACCCAGUUCUAAUUCUAUAUGAACCAUGUUUUAUAAUAAAGGAUCAGUUCAACUUU
This is a messenger RNA of Pseudophryne corroboree (corroboree frog), 1275 nucleotides long. It is a transcript of the gene PLPP7, whose product is annotated as phospholipid phosphatase 7 (inactive). Gene Ontology annotation, cellular component: nuclear envelope. The coding region runs from base 169 to 978 and encodes 269 amino acids. The transcript is spliced from 2 exons. The record is from RefSeq and is a predicted model, not a curated record. Lineage: Eukaryota; Metazoa; Chordata; Amphibia; Anura; Myobatrachidae. Gene Ontology annotation, molecular function: sphingosine-1-phosphate phosphatase activity.